Agrilus planipennis (emerald ash borer) is the source of this 401-nucleotide messenger RNA. RefSeq lists its product as uncharacterized. The record is from RefSeq and is a predicted model, not a curated record. NCBI's taxonomy places the organism in Eukaryota, Metazoa, Arthropoda, Insecta, Coleoptera, Buprestidae. Bases 7 to 375 code for a protein of 122 amino acids. The transcript has 3 exons.
AGGUACAUGAACAAUGCUUUAAACUCUUCAAAUGGUGUAAUACGGAAACACGAUGUUAGUUCAGCGUUUUUAGCAAUUUAUUCAAGUAAUCUCGAAGGAAUCAAUAUCACGUUAAAUUACAUACAGAACAAUUAUCAAAAGAUUAUUGAUUAUUUUGACGGUACCUCAACAUUGCUGGGUAUUUUAUCUGAUAUGGUAAACAGGAUGACCACCGAAAGUCAAAUUAGAAAGCUGGAGUCAUGGAUUUCCGCAAAUUCAAACAGUUUAUCAUCUAUUUCAUCCGAAGUGCAGAGCUACAUUGCGAAUGCAAGAAGUAAUCUAGCGUUGGAACAACAAAUUGCGACUGAAUUAUACAAUUUCUUUAAUUCAUCUUAGAAUUCAUCAUCUUAAGUAAUACAUGU